AUGACAGACUCAACCAAGCCUGAUGACGGCACUCAGACUUCCUCCAAAGAGCUUAUUUGGGAGCAGCUACCGCUUGUUAUAAACGAUGUUAUUAUUUCAAUAUCCACCGUCCGCCGUAGCGGCGCUGGCGACCCGAUUCUCUUCCUCCACGGCUUUGGCAGCACAAAGGAAGACUACACCGACAUCGUCCUUCACGAAUCUCUCGCAGGCUACCCCAUCAUCGGAUAUGACGCCCCUGGUAGCGGUGCCUCCACCAUCUCUGACUUUUCUGCUAUCUGCAUGCCCUUCCUGGUUGCCGUCGCAGAGGCCGUGCUCAAGGCCCACAAGGUCUCCCGCUUCCACCUCGUCGGCCACUCCAUGGGCGGUCUCACGGGGUUGUUGCUGGCACAACGCAAUCCAGAAUCCGUUCUGAGCUUCACCAAUAUCAAAGGAAACCUUGCUCCCGAGGAUUGCUUCCUCAGCAGGCAGAUCUUUGACUUCCCUGCCGACGAACCAGAGGUAUUCAUCGCCUCCUUCAUCGAGCGGACAAGACGAUCGCCAGCGUACGGCAACGGUGUCUAUGCGGCGGCGUUCCGAGCAAAGGUGCGGUCAGAAGCAGUGAGGCCGACUUUUGAGUCCAUGGUUGAUUACACGGACAAUGGUGGCCUGUUGGACAUUUUCGAAGCGCUUCCCUGUCCAAAAAUGUUCAUGUUUGGCGUAACUUACAACACCCUUUCGUUUCUGCCACGAAUUGCCAAGGCCAGAGUUGAGUUAGCUGAAAUACCGAAGAGCGGUCAUUUUGUCAUGUAUACCAACCCCAUUGCAAUGUGGGAGCGUAUUGAGAGGUUUUUGAAAAGAUGCUCAGAGUAG
Molecule: messenger RNA, 849 nt
Organism: Colletotrichum spaethianum
Lineage: Eukaryota; Fungi; Ascomycota; Sordariomycetes; Glomerellales; Glomerellaceae
Product: haloacetate dehalogenase H-1
Exons: 1
Coding region: 1-849 (282 amino acids)
Source: RefSeq, a predicted model, not a curated record